Pelmatolapia mariae (spotted tilapia) is the source of this 8230-nucleotide messenger RNA. It is a transcript of the gene maml3, whose product is annotated as mastermind-like transcriptional coactivator 3. Gene Ontology annotation, molecular function: transcription coactivator activity. The record is from RefSeq and is a predicted model, not a curated record. Gene Ontology annotation, cellular component: nucleoplasm; nuclear speck. Gene Ontology annotation, biological process: Notch signaling pathway; positive regulation of transcription of Notch receptor target. Lineage: Eukaryota; Metazoa; Chordata; Actinopteri; Cichliformes; Cichlidae. The transcript has 6 exons. Bases 724 to 4191 code for a protein of 1155 amino acids.
GGACCUGAUUAUUGUGAUGGUGGCAGGCAGUGACUAGAGACUUCCGCCACUGCUUCCCAUAUCCGCGUUUUGCGCCGUCUGUCCUACUAUCUGGUUGCUUCACAAUCGGACUACCGAAGGCGCUUGUGCGCUUUCCCUCCAACUCAACAACAUCUUACCCGGGAUUUCUUUCAAACCAAAACCAGAUGAGAUGCAAGUUCACUGGGAAACUCUGGAGCCCGUUCGGUUUAGGCAGCAAAACUUUUUCUCAGAGGACUGCACGGUGAACCGGAGAGUGGACUGUUGCUGUGGCCGCCGCUGCUCCUCUGCGGGACGGUUUGUGCGCAUAUGAGCGCUGGGUGCCCGCUCGCACCGUCGCUGUACCGCUGUGUGUUUUUGCUCUUAUCAGCGUGGCAGCGGCUUUAUUGUUGAAUUCAGUUUGGGGGCUUUGUGUUGUUUGUGUUUAACACUUGGAAAGAGAAGAAGAGACGCUCAGCCGCAUGACCGAGAGCCUCGCAGCCCUUUAAACCUUCCACUCCCGGUUGUUGCCCUCUUCUUCAGCGGCCGUACCUUCCGCCCGCUGCCCGGCUGCUCGGGACCUUUCGCCGGCGGAGGACGCGCAGAGAAAGCGGACUCUAGGUGGUGGAGUGGAGGUGGAGGUGGAAGGAGGAGGAGGUGGCGGCGGUGGCGCUGAGCUUAACUGGGAGAAAAGUUCUUCCAAAAUAGCCGCCGCUCGGCCCCGUGAUGGGGGACUUCGCCUCCCCCGCUGCCGGACCCAACGGCAGUAUCUGCAUCAACAACAGCAUGAACCCGGCCGCCGCGAGCAUGGGGCCCGCCGCGAGCGUGGUGGGAAUACCUAAGCACAGCACGGUGGUGGAGAGGCUGAGGCAGCGGAUAGAGGGCUGCAGGAAACACCACAUAACCUGCGAGACCAGGUACCAGCAAGCCCACGCCGAGCAGAUGGAGAUAGACCGCAGGGACACGGUCAACCUGUACCAGCGGAGUCUGGAGCAAAGGGCCAAAAAGUCCGCCAGCGGCAGCAGCGGCACCAAGCAGCCCCAGAGCAAGCAGCUGGACCCGGACUCUGCGUCCUCCGCGGAGCAGAGGAAUAACACGCUCAUAGCGCUCCAGGAGACUGUAAAGAGAAAACUGGACAGCGCACGAUCGCCCCUCAACGGAGACCAGAAUGGGAUCUGUGAUGGAGGCAAUUACUCGCCGACCACCAAACGGGUACGGAAGGAAGGCUCCAGCGGCAUGGACUCACUAACAGGACUCCCUAACAACAAUAAUAAUAACAAUGUGCCGCCCAUCUCUCCACUGCAUCACCAAAUGGACAUUAAGCCCUUACACUGUGGGCCUAACACUUCUGCCGGUAACAACACUACAAACAGCAAUGGGAACCAUGUAGGCCGGACAUCGGAUGAGCUGGGGAAGAACGGUGGCAGCCACCUUCCAGACAUGAAGCUAAAUGGUUCACUGGACUUGGAGGACAGCUUCGGCCUCCUCAAGGACUUGAAACAGGAGCCCCUGGAUGACGGGGGUGGAAUGGAGUCGUCUGAUCCCCAGUCUCUGUCCAAUCAGAACAAGCUGUUCUCUGACAUUAACCUCAACGACCAGGAGUGGCAGGAGCUGAUCGAUGAGCUGGCCAAUACUGUGCCAGAGGACGAUAUGCACGACCUCUUCAACGAGGACUUUGACGAAAAGAAAGAGGCUGAGUUUGGCAGGCCGGCAAACAAUCAGACGCCGGGCCCACAGGAAGCAGCCGGGAAUACGACAACAGCGGGAGGGGGGGCAGCGCCAGCAGCACUGCCUCCUCCUCCACCUCAGCCUCCACAGGGAGGCCCACAGGUUCCCAUGGGUUCACCACAGGUGCGACCAUCUUCAUCAGGCCCUCAGUUUGCCACCACUGCCAAUGGGACGCCUCCUCAGCAACCUUUGCAGCAGUCUCCAGCCGUUGCUAUGGCAUCAGGUUCGCCAUUGCACAACUGCGUGGCUCGCUCCCCUCAGACUCCAACCCAAGCUCAGACACAAGCAGUCUCUAGGCCUGGGAAUGGAUACAUGAUGAAUCCGGGGCCAGGAGUCAGUCAGGCGGGCACUGGACCUGGAGCAGCCGGGAUACCGCCUGGAAAUCAGUCUGUAGGACCAGUAACGCCUGAGCUUUCCCAUGCAGAGCAGCUGAAAGCAUUUGCUCAGCAGCGUAAUAAAAUGAUGCAGAAGCAGCAGCAGCAGCAAGCAGCUAACUGGUCACCUGCAGCCGCUCCAACCAGUCCCUAUAACUCUGCUCACUUUAACCACGACAAACCCAACAGCCCCAUGAUGUAUCCACCGCAAGCCUUUAAUACACCACAGGGCCCUCUAGUGGGUGGCAUGGCCCCCAACAAUGGUCCCAAAGCCCCCAUGAACAACUACCUCCCUCACAACCACAUGGGCAUGAUGGGCCAGCAGCAGCCAAACAGCAUAAACCAGAACGCCCUGUCCAAACAGCAGCAACAGCAGCAGCAAACAGCAGGCAUGUUGUCCUACAGCAACACCAAACCGCUGAGUCACUUCAGUGGCAGUGGGGUGGAUCACAUAGGUCAGAGAAUGACCCCGCCCAUGCCAGGGAACAGUCAGGUCAAGAACCCCAUGAUGCCACCUUAUAUGGGCGGUGCGGGAGGUGGUGGCCAGGGUCCGGGGCCAGGGCAGACGCAAGGGCCAAUCCCAGGACAGACAGCUCACCUGAGUGAAGAGCAGAAGAGGAUGUUACUGAUGAAGCAGAAAGUGUUGAACCAGAACAUGCCCUACAACACCAUGCAGCCUCAUGGACAGGAGCAAGGUGUGGUGGGGAUGUCACGACCACCUGGUGCCAUACCACCUCCUCACCCCGCUGGCGGUGUUGCCUCUGGGGUGGGCCCCAACCAGGGAUCAGGUCCGCCUCCAGUCUACCGGCAGGACGUGAUGAAGCAGAUGAUGGUGAUGGAGCAGGAGAAGAGGGCGCAGAUGCACAUGAUGGAGCAGCAGAAACAGCAGCUCUUAAGAGAGCAGAGACAACAGCAGCAGCAGCAACUCUUGGCUGAACAGCUCCAGCAGCAGCAACAUCUCCCCAGACAAAUCGGCCAGGGCCAGAGGAAUCCAUAUCCCCAAGUCAAUCAGUACCAAGGUACCCCUCAGGCUCUCCAGAACAUUCGGGCUACCCGCCUCCUGCAGCAGCCGCAACCUCAGCAGCAGAUGGUCCAGAUGAGUUCUGUUCAGGCCCAGGGUGGUUCUGUAGGACCCCAAACUGACAUGGGACUACCCUACAGUAACCAGGGAUCCAACCAGGGUUCCCUGUAUGGGCUCAACCCCUCCAUGAGCCAAAUGAUCCACCAGCAGCAGCACCAGAGCCAAAGCGUCCAAGCCUCCAUGGGUCUUCCGCCACAGCACAACCCCACCGGAGGGCCACCCCGGCAGGCAGGUGCGGGUCCUGGAGUCGGAGGUAUGCCUGGAGGACCCGGAGGUGGUGGAGCUGGAGGUUAUGGAGGGCAAGGGAUGUUAAUGAACUCCAUGACCCAACAACCUCUUAAAGGACCUCCUAAUGCCAAAGCUCAAACACAGAGACUGCAGAGCAUGCUGGGAGGAGGCGGUGGGGGAAUGGCAGCAAGUGGCUGGCCGCAGCAGCAAGGACAGAGUCUGCAGGCCAUGGGGGGUGGAGUUGGAAGGACUACAGGAGGAGGGGGAGGAGAUAUGGUGGGGUUCAGCUCUGCCCAGGGUUAUGGGAUGCAGCCGGGUCAACCCCCACGCAUGGCUAAACAACACUUUCAGGGCCCGGGACAAGGGAUGGGCCAGGGGAUGGACCCCAGGUUGGGCAACCCAGCUGCGGGUAUGGCUGGCCCAAUGAUGGGCCCUCACAUGGGUGGUCAACCAAGGACCAACCAACCCCGCCCUAUGGUUAUGAACCAGGGAAUGAACCAGGGGGUGAUGGGCCAGGGAAUAACUGGGAUGGGGGGUUUCGUGCCAGGCCCUGGGGGGCCAGGAUUAGGGGCAAGUGGAGGUGGAGGAGGUGGAUCUUACGGACCAGGGGCAGUCGGGGUUGGAGGUCAGCCGCAGGGCUACCAGAGGACAGCCAAUCAGGACAUGUCAUCCUAUGGAUACGGGGGCGGGCCCUCAGGCGGAGGAGCCUUCGGAUUGGGCGACGGCUCGGGGGCAGAGCUGGACUCAAGUGACGGUUGGAUGGAGGAGUUUUUCUCGAGCUAAUAGCCAACGGGGAAAGUUGUUACUGGAUGAAAUAAAAACGUUUAAAGUUGGACAAAUUUUAAAACCUGAGAAAGUAAAACAAAAACGACAACAUGACGUGGACUGGCAUGUUUUUGUUUUGUAAAACAUGAGCAAGAUUAUAAAUGAGUUCCUGUGUUACGUUUUGUGCGUAUGUAUGUGUGUGUGUGUGUGAUGGAGAGAGCUAUCAUUUUGUCUUGUGCAUAUUAAUGAAAAACCAAUAUAGAGAUUAAGAAGUGUGUUUCCUAAUUUUCCCUUUUUUCUCUAUGGAAUAAAUUUUCUUCAGUGUUUGAAAGCGAGGCCCAUUCACACAGCAGCGCUUUGAGCCCGAGCUUCAGCAGGGGCUGAUUGGAAACUGUAGACUGAUGAAGGGGAAGCAAGACUUGUUCUCAAGACAGCAAUUUAUUUGUGUUUGUGUGUUUGUGCCACCCUGAUCAGUGCUUCAGAUCUCUCAACUACGCGAGGAGCUGAAGGGAGUAGAAAGCACUCUCAACGCUCCCAUUCCUCCUCUUAGAUUUGAGCCCCCCCCUCGUACAGACACACAAACACACACACACUCACAAAUCUGAUUCCCUCACGCUCCUUCACUCUGUUCCUUUCACUUGGUUUCCCUCUCAUCCUCCAUUCCUCUCUCCUCCCGUCUUUCCCACCCUCUCUCCAGAGACUCGUUCCUCGCUCUCAACGCUCCUUUCUCUGUUUAAACUGUGCACAUCACAACAGAACAAAUGAUGCUCCUCUAUUGUGCCACGCAGGCUCGCUCUGCCCUCUAGUGCUUUUGCUAGGCAACCGACAUGAGUGGCAUUUUUAUUUUAUUUUUUUAAAGGGGGGUUGUGGUUCAUUUCCUGUGUUGUGUCGCUGUGGUUGCACAUGUAGACAAAGACAAAGGCAGUAAAAAGCUGAGAAAAGGAGGAGAGAAUAGGCAGCUAAAGCAAGCACACGUAGACAACAACAAACAGACAAACAAGCGUCAGCCCGGGAGGAUGUGCAGAUGUGUGAGAGGCAGCAAACAGAACUAAUAUUAGGCUACACAUUAAACCUUCUGUCUGCGUGACACAAACCACAUUGCAUGCAUCAGGCAGACAGAAACGAUCGCUGGGCACUGAAUGUAUUCAAGCACCACAAGUGACUUCUUCUUCUUAAAGAGACGAGAAAAAAGCUCAUUGAAAAGCCCGCCCGCAGUGUUUUAUUUUGUCGCUGUGUUUUUCUUUUACAGUGAAUCUGGUAGUUUGUCAAUUACACACGGAAAAGAAAGUUUAAAUUAGUUUUUGCUGAGUUUUGUUUCUUAGUUCGUCAUCUUUUGAAAAUCUGUUUGGUAAAAAAUCUGUGGCUCAGCUUGUCGUCACUCACCGUAGCCCUGCUUUACAUCGUGGCUUCUCUCAGCUGUAAAACGCCCUCGUUUCAAACUAUAACUGUGCUAUACUGUAACACUACUGUGAAGAAAUACAAGUCGGGCCCUUCUGGCGCUUUACAAGGAAAAUGAACCACUGCUAAGCCUUGAGUUUGUUUUAAAGAGAGAGAGAAGCUUCAGAUAGCCUUUAAGGGACAGCUCACCCCAAAGAUAAAAUUCUCCUACUUUUCAUCAGGUGUGCAGUUUUAUUUGUCCUUCGUCCGGUCAGCUGCAGAGAUUUCAACCUUCACUUAAGUGUAAUGGAAAUAAAUUGCAUUGCAGAAAUCAUGAUCUGGUUACUCAGAAAACAUCCACAAAUCUUGUGCUUUACCAAACUACAGCCACCAACAACGUCAAUGUGCAGAAGUAAGAGUGUAACUACCAAUGAUGAGAAGCUUGUACAAUAGUAGUGAUGGAGUUGAGUGUCAGUGCUAACUACACACUUCUAUUGGCUGUAAUUCAGUAUAAAGAAAGAAAAUCUGUUGGUUUUGAAGUCCUAAUGUUGGCUUGUGGCCACUACUCUGAAGGUUUUUCUGACCCAAAUAUGACUCUAUUUGUAUGAGACAGUGGACUGCUAAGCUAUGAGCUCACACUUGCAUGCUUGGUUAGGAAACCGCAUCAUUAAACUGUACAGGUGCACUGCACAGCCACAGGUACCUGCUAGUUAGUGCCAACUAACAGAUUUAACAUGCGAGCAUUUUACUCAUCAAAACUGAAGCAUGGGUUGCUCCAAAAGACACCGAAUGGUGAGAGGUCCAGUUCAGUGACCCCAAUUGGCAUUUCUGAGGCUUAUCAGACAGCCAUCAUCUGUUGCUAUCAAAGUUACCAUGGGAUGGGUGUAACAUAUAACAAAACUAUACCCAUUGCACAGGUGAUAUAAAGGGGUAAGUUAUCUCUAGAGAUCAAUGCCAUAUUUGUUUUGCACCAGGGUGUAAACAUGUUUAAUUCUGCUGUAAAACUGGGCAUUUUAACAUGGGAGUCUGUGGGGACUGAAUCAUAUUUGAAGGCAGCCUCAAGUGGCCACUAGAGGAACUGCAACUUUAAUUAUUAUUAUUUUUAUUAUUUAUUAUUUUACACACGAUUUAUGUGAUGUUUGGAGUAACCGUUUCAUGCUUCGUAGAAUAAAAAUAUUUGCAAAAAGUGCUGUUUCAUAGAGAUGAAUAAAGAAAACUGGAGGCUGAAGGAAAAACAUAUAAAAUGAAGGCUGGGGUGAUCAGUCCCUUUUAAGUGUAACAGCAGUUAGUAUCGAGAUAAUCAGUGCUUCCACUGAAGUUAGUGUCUCCCUUCCCUCUCGACUUCCUCUGCCCUGAUGUGUGCAUAAUGAAUAUGUGUCAAAAAGGUUUUAUUACUGUACUUGUUGGUAACAUCUUACAUCGCUAACGCUUUAAAAGAUGAAUGAAAGCGUGUCUGCAUUACUUUGUAUUUAGCUCAUCAGAGUGAAAGUUUGGAGGACGAUGCUGUAAUCAACAAAACCAAAAAAGCCUUCUUCUCUGUAAACUAACUCCUUGUCAUCAUCUGUUCUCAUGGUUGUUGGUGUUGUAUAAUCCAACCCUUUAAAUACGAACUUUAACCACCACGCCCGUCGUCCUGUAAGCGCCGCUGCUUUUGGCAGCACCCGCGAAUGAAUUUCUGUACUUUUUGGGGGGUUUCUGUCACCUUUGGGGAGUCCUCCAUCUCACUGUAUGGAGACUGAAUGUCAAGGAUGGGCGGAUAUGUAGGGGUUUUAUAGCAUUCCCGAGUUUUACCAGGGGGAGCACGGUCACAAAUUUAAAACCCUCUCGGUCGUUGAGCCUGCCUCGUGUAGGAAAAGCAGCGGAGCGCCCAAACCUGCGGGGGCUCCGAUGCUCAUGCUUCCAAAAGUUUGAUGCUAGUCCAGGCAGGCUCAUAAAUCACAUGUUAGAGGCAGUUUGUGGGAAAACACCUGAGGUUUACGAGUCCAACGCGGAGGCAGGAAGGUAUAGAAACAUGUGUGGGUCAGUGUUAAGGUCACAGCCAAAGUGAGGCGGCGUGACCUGGUUUGAAAUCCCUUCAGGAAGAGAAAGGAAGCUUCCUCCAAAUAUCAUUAUGUACCGGGACCAAGUCUGUAGACAACAUUUUAACGAAAACUGUUGUUAUUGAUGUUCUUUGUUUUAUUUUAUUUUUUUUUACUGGUGCUGACAUAUAUGUGAUUAUGAGAAAAAAAAGUAUAUAAAAGAUAAUGGCUAUUUGUAAAUAUGUUUUUACAGGUUUAAAUACAUCAGAUAAUACAGUCUCUACUCUGUAAAGAAUUUACUGUUUGUUGGAAAAUAGAGAAGUAUUUUUAUUUUGAAGUUUUUUGGUUUCACUUUUAACCCAUCUGAGCUAUGCCAUUGCACUUCAGACAAUGUCUUACUACUAAUUUGUAUUGUAAACCUCCUCUCUUUUUUGGAAUUUUUUUCAGUUGUUUUUUCUAGUUUGAGAUUUGACUCGGUUCUUAAGCAGUGCUUAUUUCUUUUUAUCCUGUACAGAAUUCUGAAAAUGUUAACAAAAGAUAAUUACAAGAGACUUUUUUUGUUUGUUUUUUCAAAAAGAUAAAAUAAAGAGAGACUAUUCUCGCUGAUCAUAUUACAUGAAAGCUUCUGUUUACACUGGGUUCAUUUACAUCAUUUACACAGC